AUGGAGAUUGCAGCUGCAUUCUUAAUGGUGCUCUUGAUCUCAUUCAAUGCAGUUGCAGGUAGUAGUGGUAGUAUUAAUAGUAUAGUAUCCAAAGAUAGGAAUAGUGGAAAUUAUACAACAGUGGGUGAAGCUAUCAGGAAUGCCCCGGAGUUUAGUCAAAAACCUUAUAUAAUUCACGUUUUAGCAGGCAUUUAUCAAGAGUACAUUCUCAUUCCAUCCACUAAGAUUAAUAUUCACCUUUUUGGAGAUGGUCCUAAUCACACAAUCAUUCUUGCCAACCAAAAUGGUUCAACAAUAGACAUCCGAGGAGAAGGAUUCAUGGCACAAAACAUUGGAGUUAUUAACUCAGCAGGACUAGAUGCAAGCGCUGCAGUGGCUGUUCGAAACGAGGCAAACAAUAGCAUUUUCUUUCAAUGCUCCAUCCAAGGUUUCCAAGACACAUUAUGGGCUGUUUCCGGUAGACAAUUCUACAAAAACUGUGACAUUUACGGUACCGUCGACUUCAUCUACGGUAACGCCGCUGCUGUAUUUCAAGACUGCAUGAUUUACGCACGUUAUCGACAGUUCGUGACAUUCACCGCACAGUCACGUGAGAGUCCAUAUGAGAAGACAGGUUUCACAUUCCAACGAUGUAGUUUUACUAUGUCACCGGAAGAUGAGGAUAGAAAGUCAGAGGUACGUGCUACUUUGGGUCGUCCAUUGAGAAACUAUUCAACUGUGGCUAUUUUGCAGUGUUACAUAGAUUCCAUGGUGGAUCCUAAAGGUUGGGAAGAGAUGUCGGGGCAGGGCAUUGAUAAGGUUACCUAUGUGGAGUUUGAGAAUGUUGGACCUGGGUCAAACACGGAUGGUAGAGUGGAUUGGUCUGGUGUUAGAGUUCUUGGCAACCAUAAUCAAGCCCUUGUUUUCACUGCUUCCUAUUUCAUAGAUGCUGACUCUUGGAUUCCCACCAGAGGUGUUCCUUAUGACAGUGAACUAUAA
Molecule: messenger RNA, 978 nt
Organism: Lathyrus oleraceus (garden pea)
Lineage: Eukaryota; Viridiplantae; Streptophyta; Magnoliopsida; Fabales; Fabaceae
Product: probable pectinesterase/pectinesterase inhibitor 12
Exons: 2
Coding region: 1-978 (325 amino acids)
Biological process (GO): cell wall modification
Molecular function (GO): pectinesterase activity
Source: RefSeq, a predicted model, not a curated record